AAUAUAAACCGAAAUAAUAAAUACAAGUAGUUUAGUUCAGUUCAGUUCGGAAACUUAAACGCACAUCGCUCUACGAUUAAAUAGAAUUCUAAAAAUGUGUAGUAAAUUGUUGGUUGUCUGUGCGCUGAUUGCAUUCGUCUGUUUGCCGUUGGCCAACUCCUUGACUUGUUACACCUGCACUGGCCCAGCGGAUUGCAAGAAUCCCAGGACACAUACCUGCUCGGAUGCUACAGCCAAUUUGACGAGCAACUAUUUGCGCGUUCAUCAUCAGUUUGUGCCCGAACUAAAAAGCACCAGUUACAAUUGUCUCGGUCUUGACUAUAUCUAUGCAACCAAUAACUCCGUUGUUCACAAAGUCUAUGGAUGUGUUCAUCCAAACGCGCAAGCCUGUUCGCUAUACCUGAAACCAGAAUAUUCGAGCUGGAGAAAGUCGAAGUGCAACACCUGCUCUGGUAACAACUGUAACAAGAGUCCAGCUGGCAAGAUGAGCAGCAGCGUCUUCACAAUUGCAGCAACCGCAUUGGCCGUCAUGCUGUCCAAAAUCUAUGCCUGAAUGAAUCACCACGUUAACCUAUUGCAUAAAGUAUAAUUUUAUUAUUGAAACUGAAUAAUCAUUUAGCAGGCUUAUCACGUCCGAUAUGAUUGUAUGGAGUGAAACCCCUCCGAACUGAAUUGAGGCCAUAUAAAUAAAAGUCGGUGUUUCUCAACGAUUUUAGAAUUGUGA
Molecule: messenger RNA, 724 nt
Organism: Drosophila grimshawi
Lineage: Eukaryota; Metazoa; Arthropoda; Insecta; Diptera; Drosophilidae
Exons: 3
Coding region: 95-553 (152 amino acids)
Source: RefSeq, a predicted model, not a curated record